AUGUCGAAGCUCUCUCCGUCUCUGAAGGCUCUCAUCAACGCACCCUUUGCGCGCCCGGGGCAGGCUGCUGCGCCGUCGCAUAUUCGCGAAGUCUACCAGACGAUCGCAAAGGGUGCCGCGGAGAAGAACGUCGGCGCAAAGCCGUGGCUUGCCAUCUCGGCCGCCACAACAUUUACUCUUAACUCCCCCGAAUCUCUUGAAUCCCUCUACAGCGUCGCUUCGAACAGCGGCCGCCCCGACAAGCGCGAAACAGCCGAGUUCAUCCGCGAAAUCGGAUUGAAGUGCAUCAGCUUCAACGGCAUCCCGCGCACCAUCAACUGCCUGAAUGCAUUCUAUGCAAGCCUCCCGAAAGACGUUACCGCGCAACUGGAGACGAAGCCGACACGCGCACCCACCGCCGACAACCUCGGCGAGAUCAUAGCCCGCGGCCAGGGUCUUUGGGACUCAGUAUACGCACCGUUUGAAGUCAAGCUCUACGAGAAGCUUGCGCAGUCGCAUCCCGACUUGCCAGUCCACAUUCUCAACAGCCACUACGCGGGUCUGCUGUCUGAUCCCAAGGAGCGAGGGGGUCUUGCGACCACUGGCAGAGUCCUGACUUCUAUUGUCGCUAUUUCAUGCUUGAGAGCGCAAACAGGCGUCGGUCCGCAAGUUCUGUCGCACGUCUUUGGACUGAGAAAGGCUUUCGAGGACGGCACUUUCAAGGCAGACAACCAGGAGGACAUCGAGGGCGCGCAAUGGCUGGCGAGCGACGAGGGCAGCGAGUGGAUUCUGAAGUCGGUCGACAGCAUUACGGAGGCCAUCGGAGGCUCAAACUUUGCUCCAGCCUGUCAGUCCAAGUUGUAA
Molecule: messenger RNA, 843 nt
Organism: Colletotrichum siamense
Lineage: Eukaryota; Fungi; Ascomycota; Sordariomycetes; Glomerellales; Glomerellaceae
Gene: ALG3
Product: Dol-P-Man:Man(5)GlcNAc(2)-PP-Dol alpha-1,3-mannosyltransferase
Exons: 2
Coding region: 1-843 (280 amino acids)
Source: RefSeq, a predicted model, not a curated record